Folsomia candida is the source of this 4090-nucleotide messenger RNA. RefSeq names its product vang-like protein 2-A (gene Vang). Gene Ontology annotation, cellular component: plasma membrane. The record is from RefSeq and is a predicted model, not a curated record. Gene Ontology annotation, biological process: establishment of planar polarity; multicellular organism development; Wnt signaling pathway, planar cell polarity pathway. NCBI's taxonomy places the organism in Eukaryota, Metazoa, Arthropoda, Collembola, Entomobryomorpha, Isotomidae. The transcript is spliced from 11 exons. The coding region runs from base 1237 to 2988 and encodes 583 amino acids.
GGGUUUGAUUACUCACCAAAAGCUCGCAUCACAGACACACCAAGUUCUUGAUGAUGCUCCCCCAUCCAACAAUGCAAUAAAUAAGACGGGAUCUUGUGCUGGUUGGAGUGGGGUGGGAUAUGUAUAUGCAGUGCUCAGGAGGAUAUAGUGCUCAGGAGGGUGAUGAAGAUUUGAAGAUGGUGAAGAAGUUGUCGGAGAGUUAGAAGAACCAGUUCAUUGUUGAGAGCAGACAAGAAAACUCUAGUGCUUCGCUUGUUACUCGUCUGCAUCCUACGAUUGCCUCACAACAAUCAAACCUUCGCCAAAGAAGACGACUCUGAAGAUUUGAAUAUCUUUCCCUGCAUAUCCUCCACGGCUGCUCCUACAUAAGUACAUACGAGCUCCGUGUCUGCAACUAAUAAAACUUGCUCAACUGCAUCUCGCACAAAGAAAGAAAUUUUAACGAGCUGUAUUUACUCUUUAAAGAAGAAUUAUUGUACUCAAUGGAUCGAAUGAGAGAGCGGAUAAAAGCGUACAUUAAAUGCUAGACACAUUUAAUAUAGAUAAAGCCUAAAUUCUGCACCGGCAUGUUGUAAAUUAUAAGUACAACGAUACCACGACGAGUGGGGUUGCCUUGAAAUUAGGAUUAAUUACACAGAGCGAGAGCUACUCUAAAUAUUUGUGAUCUUCAUUCGGUUCGGUUGUGUAACAAUAAUAACGUGGUGUGGACGAUGAGUCGGUGGUGUUAAUGAGGAAGUCAUAUCUCUGCAAAAUUUCUCAUUGUCGUCGUGUGUUAAUUUGUGAGCAGCGUCUUAAUAUGUUUUAAAUAAGUCUCAUCAUAAUCAUAAUAAUAACGGAGAAUUUCUUUGUUGGUGUUGCUGCUCUUGUUGUUGUUAAUACUUUGUGAUUGUUGUGCGUGCAGCAGUUCUCCUGUCGAUGUCAUUUUCCAAAAGUUGUUAAUAUUCUGCUCCUACUGUUCCAACAAAGAAGAAGAAUGACGAGGAGGAACGGGAUUCAUUAUUAAUAUACCUCAAUUUGGUGUCAUGAGGCUGACGGAAUGCAAAUGAGCAUCAUGAUAAUUAUUUCUAUUGCUAUUAUCAAGCACUUGUUGUGAUGUGACGACGAUAAGGAGAAGAAGAAGAAGACUACGAACAGAUACGACGCGAUCGAGUUGCAAACACACACAUUUUUCAAGACAAGGGUUGGAUUUAAAAAAUUGCAGCAAUUGGAAGCCCAUUUCACACGGUGGGGUGGCCCAUGCACACUGCCACCAACGCGGCCACCACCAACAACAUGGACACCGAGUCCUUGAAGAGCGGCUUCUCCGAACUGAGCUCCCGGUCCCGCGGGGGGAGACUCACCCUCAACCCCAACGGCAGCGUCGUCUCCCUCCCCGGAAAUCGACCCCAUCACCUCAGACCCCAACACCACAGGUCACACAACAACCACAGUCGAUCUGGUCGGAACUCUCGGAGGGAGGAGCCGCUACUGGAAACACCAGAAAGCUGUCAUGGUUCGGACGGUCUGAUGGACUCACCAGAAGCCAACCGUCCCCCGCACGAGGUCAUCGAGGUUCAAAUCCUACCCCAGGAGGACGAAUGGAGAGACACUGCUACGGCUGUGACCGGAAACACCUCGGAUCGGUCCAACUCCCCCGUGGGCAAUGGGGGCAACCACUCCUCCGUCAAGUGGGCCACCAUAGUCACGGACGACAACUCUGGCAACGAUGACCUUUCCUGGUGUCAGCGAUAUUUGGGGAGCGUGAUGGGGGCUGGAGUGGUCGUGAUGGCAGUGGCCUCACCCAUCCUCAUGGUCGUAGGUCACAGGAUCGGCUGGCCCCCGGCGUCCUCCUCCAGGGGAACAGCUCUAAGUCGGGAAUGUGGACCCGAGUGCCACGCCCUCCUCCUCACGCUCGCCGUCAAACUCAUCGCCCUCUUUGGCGCAGUCUGGGCGAUAUUCUGGAAGGGUUCCCCUGCAACAAUGCCACGAAUCUUCUUCUUCCGCGCCAUCGCCCUCCUCCUCGCCUUCCUCGCCGCCUUCUCAUUCUGGCUCUUCUACUGGGUGAGGGCUGAGGAAGAAGGUGACCUUUCGAUCGUGGGUGCAACUGCCUUUGCUGGAGGUUUAGCCGAUGCCCUCCUUGCCAUUCACUACCUCGGCGUUUUGCUCACAGAAGUUCGUCACCUGUCACCACAGUUCCAGAUCACCGUGCUUCGAUCUCCCGACGGGGUGUCGGCGUCCUGGGUGGUCGGGAGUCUGAGCAUACAGCGUGCAGCGGUGUGGGUACUGCAACGCUACUACGCCGAGUUUCCAGCUUACAACCCCCACCUGGAGAGAUUGCCCCUGCUGCGGAAGCGCCAUCCCUCAUCCGCCAUCUCCUCCGCCCCCUCCUUCAAGUUCUACGACUUUGACUCCUCCACAUUUGCACCCACGUCAGGAAGUCGCCUCUCGCGCCGAGCCGCCUCCCACAAUGAGCGCUUCUACGAGGAGCACGAGUACGACCGGAGAGUGAGGAAGAGGAGGGCGAGGCUCGUCGCUGCCACGGAGGAGGCCUUCACCCACAUUCGGAGGUUGCAGGACGAACAAGGUCCAGCCGUCCCUUUGGAUGCGGGAGAAGCAGCUGCAGCGGUGUUUCCAUCCCUGGCACGCCCACUGCAGAAAUACCUCCGCGUGACACGGCAGCAACCUUGGCACACGGCGGACUCUGUCCUCACCCACCUGGCCACCUGUCUUCGGCUGGGGCUUGCUCCGAGAUCAUUUCUUGACCGAUACUUAUCCUACCAACCCGUCCUUCAGGGUUCUCGGGAAGGGAGCGUCUCGUCCUGGGCGUUGGUGAGCGACCACUCGGUUUCCAGAUCCUUGGGAAGGGACAGCCAAUUUCUGCUAAAGUCGGGCGAUGUGAGCCUCCUCGUCUCCGCCACCCCACUCCCACAUUUCAACCUCAUGGAGCAAGUGGUCGACCCAAAGAGCAACAAGUUCACCCUGCGAUUAUCUUCAGAAACCUCUGUCUGAGUGACUCCUCAGGGACCAGGAUAGCAGUGGAUGCACACCGUAUACUGCCCACUGAACCAUGAACACAAAACAAUACAAAAGGAACAAAUACUUAUGAUAAUUACUAUACGACACGCUAAUUAUUUAGCUGCUGGUGAUGCUAUUAAUACUUAUUCAUUCAUCAUUAUGUUAACUAGUUUCUUUAAAUAUACCUAAGCAUGAAUGCUAUACGCAGCGAAUGGACACACACUACGUAUUUAUAUAUGUAUACAAACUGCUAUUGCAUGUUUCAAUGUUUCCUGGUUAUAGACCAAGGUGGAAUUGUCAUCAUGAUAUUCUGGUAUAAAAAAAGUAUUAAUUUAUAAAUGUAUGCGAUGAUGAUGUUUAAAUUAUGCCAACAAAACCACCCUAUUUUUUAUACACUUCACUAUAAUAUAUGCAGUUGGUUCAACUAUAAUUUAUUUACUCAUAUUGCUACUUGAUAUUGCUACUGUUAUGCAUAGUAUACAUAUUUAUUUUACGUAUUAUGUAAUGUGUGCCACUCAGUCAAGAUAUUUGUGGCUGAUUAGUCAAAAAAUAGGCAUAUUGAUUAUAACUAUUGAUUAUAACCGAUAAUUUUAAAAAUAUUUUAGGAAAAUGAAAGCAAUCGUAUCAUGGAAAGCAAAAUAUAGAAACCCACGCCAAAGUGUGUUCUUGAUAAAUCCCAUAUCAUCACCACAUCACUUUUCUCCUCUCUACUUUUACAUACUGUCGACAUAUCCUCAUGAACUUGACUAUAAUUAUCGUUAUGAAUAUCACCAAAAUAAUUCAUGUACGGCUUUUAUGACGUUGUGAACUUGAUGUGCAUGCCUGUCUGAUUUUAAUAACUCAACAAAAAUCAGUACGUAUUCUUCAAAUUUGAAAUGACAAAACGUGCACUAUUUGUUAUUUAUGUGCCGCAUUACGGAAAUAUCUUUUACCAGAAAUGAAUAUAUGCAUAUAUAUCGUGCCUAAAAAACUGUCUGCCUAUUUAUUGCUAUGUAUGUCGCUGAUAAAGAUUGUCUUACAACCUGUUUUGUUUUUGUGCUCAAAACUUCUUGUAAAACUUGGAAAUUAAAAACGCUACAACUUUGAACAAAAAUUA